Molecule: messenger RNA, 3865 nt
Organism: Haliotis rufescens (red abalone)
Lineage: Eukaryota; Metazoa; Mollusca; Gastropoda; Lepetellida; Haliotidae
Exons: 24
Coding region: 118-3795 (1225 amino acids)
Biological process (GO): carbohydrate metabolic process
Molecular function (GO): hydrolase activity, hydrolyzing O-glycosyl compounds; polysaccharide binding
Source: RefSeq, a predicted model, not a curated record
UCAUUACUAUUGGUGUUUGGAAAGUAGGUUUCAAGAUAAGGCCGGUGACAGGUGAGGCGAGGUGGGGCGACUACAGCGUCUUCAGUAGACGUACCGAGUCAGGAGUGACAAGACAAUAUGCUGGUGUUUGUACUGGCGGCUCUAGCGGCCGCGACCUCGGCGGUGGACGUCACCAUCGGCAACCACUGGGACGGCGGCUUCCAGGCGAAGGCCUGCAUCGCGAUCACCACAGAACUUCAUAGCUGGAAGGCGCACUUAAAGUUCUCGGAGGCCGUUGAUUCUCUAGAUUGCGGCACAGCCGAUGUCCAGAAGACGAAUGGGGGAAAGGAAUACAUCCUCACGAACAAACAGUGGAACGCAGAUGAACAUCCUGGCGACAAACUCUGCCUGGACGUUGUUGGUCACACAAGUGGUGAUAUCACCCCUAAGACCACCCUAACAAUAGAGGGCGUCAAUGCUGGCGGAACCACCACCGGAACCACGGGUACCAACACGGGUACCCAUACCGGUACCGGCACCCAGGCCCCUGUGCAGACGUCGCAAACAGGAGGCGGUAAAGCAAGAUACAACUAUGGCGAGGCUCUUGGCAAGUCCAUCUUGUUCUAUGAUGCUCAGAGAUCAGGCAAACUUCCGGCCAACAACCCCAUCAAGUGGCGAGGUGACUCCGCCCUGGGAGACAAGGGAGACAACGGCGAGGAUCUGACUGGAGGGUGGUAUGAUGCUGGUGACCACGUCAAGUUCAGCUUGCCCAUGUCCAGUUCGUCCACCCUGCUGCUCUGGGGAUACCUACAGUGGAAAGAUGCCUAUGCUACCACCAAACAAACAGACAACUUCUUUGACAUGAUCAAGUGGCCCUUGGACUACUUCUUGAAGUGCUGGAUUCCAGCAAGUCAGACUCUGUAUGCACAGGUUGGAGAAGGAAAUGAUGACCACCACUUCUGGGGCCGCGCUGAGGACAUGAAGAUGGCCAGACCCGCCUAUAAACUCACACCAAGCAAACCUGGGUCCGAUGUUGCUGGGGAGAUUGCUGCAUCCAUGGCUGCUGGGUAUCUGGCGUUCAAACAAAGAGAUCAUGCCUAUGCAAACAAACUUCUAACUGCAUCCAAGCAGAUCUAUGAAUUUGGAAAGAAGUAUCCUGGAAUAUACAGCCAGAGUAUCUCGGAUGCCGGCCAGUUCUACUCGUCCAGUGGAUUCAAGGAUGAGAUGUGUGAAGGUGCUAUAUGGCUGUACAAAGCAACGGGGGAUAAGUCGUACCUUGCUGAUGCCAAGGGAUACACCGAUGAUCACUGGGGGUGGGCUCUGGGAUGGGACACCAAGAGAAUCGCUUGCCAGACGCUCCUGUACGAGGCUACCAAUGACACUGCGUACAAGAAAGAUAUCGAGGGCUUCUUCAAGGGCUGGUUCCCCGGUGGCACCACCACCUACACUCCAUGCGGACAGGCAUGGAGAGACCAGUGGGGCUCCAACAGAUAUGCAGCUAACUCUGCAUUCGUCGCUCUGGUGGCUGCUGAUGCUGGUAUUGACACUGCAAUCUACAGGAAGUGGGCAGUUGAGCAGAUGAACUACAUCCUCGGGGACAACAACUACGGCAUCAGCUACCAGAUUGGCUUCGGCACAAAAUACCCAAGGAAUCCACAUCACAGAUCUGCCUCCUGCGGUGACAUUCCUGCUCCCUGCACUGAGGCCAACCUACAUUCCUCCAGUCCCAGCCCCCACGUCCUUGUGGGCGCCAUUGUUGGAGGUCCUGGUAAAGACGACUCCUACAAGGACAACAGGGAGGACUACGUUCACAACGAGGUGGCCUGCGACUACAACUCCGGCUUCCAGUCUGCUCUCGCUGAUGUAUCGCAGGAUUAUGGGAUAUUUAUUUAUACACCGCUUUUACUGGAUUUGUACUGUAGAAAGAAUGGUAUCGCUCGUAUCUACGGUGAAAAUCCGGGCAGAUGGUUGCCAGUAAAAGUACAUGAAACGUUCCGGUCGCAGAUACGGGCUUACCUCACGAUGAUUGUGUUUCUCGUGGCGACUAUCGUGGCUGUCGGGUCGGCAGUGGACGUCAAACUCAACAACCACUGGAACGGGGGCUUCCAGGCCAAGGCCUGUAUAGGGAUUACCAAGGAGCUGCACUCUUGGACGGCACAUCUACGUUUUGACCAAGCCGUCGACAGCAUUGACGUAUGGACGGCUGAUGCCAAGAAGGCAGAUGGGGGCAAGGAGUUCGUGUUGACCAACAAGGGUUGGAAUGCCGACGAGCAUGUCGGGGACCAACUUUGUAUUGACUUCGUGGCCCACACAACGGGGGACAUCACCCCCCAAACCACACUUGAUAUUGAAGGAAUGAGUGGUGGCGUUGUGCCGUCAUCAGGGUCUGUUACCCAGGGCAACCUGCCCACUAAGCCUCACCAAAUAGCAACAAUUCCACCAAUCCCACAUACAGGUGGCGGAACGGCCAGAUACGCCUACGGAGAAGCUAUGGCCAAGUCCAUACUCUUCUAUGACGCCCAGAGAUCAGGCAAACUUCCGGCUAACAACCCCAUCCCCUGGAGAGGAGACUCCGCCCUGGGAGACAAGGGAGAUAAUGGGGAGGACCUCACUGGAGGAUGGUAUGACGCUGGUGACCACGUCAAGUUCAGUUUGCCCAUGUCCAGUACUUCGACUCUGUUGCUCUGGGGCUACCUGCAGUGGAAGGAUGCCUAUGCUACGAUGAAACAGACAGAUAUGUUCUUUGACAUGAUCAAAUGGCCACUGGACUAUUACCUCAAGUGCUGGAUCCCAUCCAGUCAGACUCUGUAUGCUCAGGUUGGAGAAGGAAAUGAUGACCACCACUUCUGGGGCCGCGCUGAGGACAUGAAGAUGGCCAGACCCGCCUAUAAACUCACACCAAGCAAACCUGGGUCCGAUGUUGCUGGGGAGAUUGCUGCCUCUCUAGCUGCCGGGUAUCUGGCGUUCAAGGAAAGAGAUGCCAAAUACGCCGCCACCCUUCUGUCAACAUCCAAGGAGAUUUACGAGUUUGGCAAGAAAUAUCCCGGGACAUACUCCUCCAGUAUCCAAGAUGCUGGACAGUUCUACUCAUCAAGUGGUUACAAAGACGAGAUGUGUGAGGGCGCUAUGUGGCUGUACAGAGCUACAGGGGACAAGUCCUACCUGGCCGAUGCCAAGGGAUACCACGAGAAUGCCUGGGCGUGGGCUCUUGGAUGGGACGACAAGAAGAUCGCUUGCCAGGUGCUGUUAUACGAGGCUACCCGUGACACUGCCUACAAGGCGGAAGUGGAGGGCUUCUUUAAGGGCUGGCUCCCUGGUGGCUCCAUCACGUACACUCCAUGUGGACUGGCGUGGAGAGACAUGUGGGGCUCCAACAGAUAUGCAGCUGAUGCAGCAUUUGUCGCCCUGAUUGCUGCUGAUGCUGGUAUUGACACUGCAACCUACAGGAAGUGGGCAGCUCAACAGAUGAACUACAUCCUCGGGGACAACAACUACGGCAUCAGCUACCAGAUUGGCUUCGGCAAAAAGUACCCCAGGAGUCCACAUCACAGAUCAGCCUCCUGCCCCGACCGUCCAGCUCCCUGUACCGAGGCUAACCUCCACUCCUCCGGCCCGAGUCCCCAGCUCCUUGUCGGCGCCAUUGUUGGAGGUCCCGAGAAAGACGACUCCUACAAGGACAACAGGGAGGACUACACCCACAACGAGGUGGCCUGCGACUAUAACUCCGGCUUCCAGUCUGCUCUUGCUGGUCUUACUCAUCUUGUCGCCAAAAAGGAACUGCCCGAUGUUGGUACACCAAAAUGCCACGGGUCUUAAUCACGGGAAUAGGGAUAGAGAAUUUUACCCAAGUUACUCAAUUGUCAAUAAAAUUCAAUUUUUGAUACCA